GAAGGAGAUGUUGUGUCAGGUGGAAACGGGGACCUCUAUGGAUAUCAUCAUCACCCUCCACCGGCUCGCAACCUCAGCACCGACUGCAUCUCUCGACCGGCGGUUACCGCUGCAGGCACACAGUGCCCUUUUUAUGCACCAAGACGUUUUAUUUCCGUGGUGCACCCUCCCCAGCCUGCACCUGCUGUUACCCAGAUAAACCGCUUCCUCGUGUAAUAGGGGCUAAUCGAGGAAAGACCCUGCAGGAAUAAAAGCGGAGCGUCACUAUCCUCCAUUGAUAACUCCUCAUCGAUUCAACCAGCUGCGUCUUAGAGGAGGACAAAUCCAGUCAAAAAACUGACUGGACCAAAAGGAAAGCCGGCCUGCAUUUGGGUGCAGGGUACCGCAGUGAUCCGGGUGUAGGGCGCGAUGGCUAAUGCGUCCCCAGACCUGGACAAUGUGGAAGCCCAGCGCCAGCUCAACAACAACAACCGACCAAUCAGCUCUGGGUUCUGGGAGACAGAGUGCACAAGCUCCAAGCUGUUCGAGUGCUCCCGCAUCAAAGCUCUGGCAGAUGAAAGAGAUGCAGUUCAGAAGAAGACGUUUACAAAGUGGGUCAAUUCCCAUCUGGCCAGAGUGUCCUGUCGUAUAUCUGAUCUUUACAAUGACCUGAGGGAUGGGUACAUGCUCACCAGACUGCUGGAGGUCCUCAGUGGAGAGCUGCUGCCGAGACCUACAAGGGGUCGUAUGAGAAUCCACUGCUUGGAGAAUGUCGACAAAGCCCUGCAGUUCCUUAAAGAGCAGAGGGUUCACCUUGAAAAUGUCGGUUCCCAUGACAUUGUGGAUGGUAACCAUCGCCUCACCCUGGGCCUUAUCUGGACUAUCAUCCUACGCUUCCAGAUCCAGGUGAUCAAAAUUGAGACAGAGGACAACAGGGAAACUCGCUCUGCCAAGGAUGCUCUGCUGCUUUGGUGCCAGAUGAAGACUGCAGGAUACCCUGAGGUCAACAUCCAGAACUUCACCACCUGCUGGAGAGACGGCCUUGCCUUCAACGCCCUCAUACACAGACAUAGGCCUGAUCUAAUAGAGUUCCACAAGCUAACACGGUCCAAUGCAACCCACAACCUCCAGCAAGCCUUUAACAUCGCUGAGCAGCACCUGGGCCUUACCAAACUACUGGACCCUGAGGAUGUGAACACAGAGAACCCAGAUGAAAAGUCCAUCAUUACAUAUGUGGUGUCCUACUACCACUACUUCUCCAAGAUGAAGGCUCUCAUUGUGGAGGGAAAGAGAGUUGGCAAGGUGCUAGAUAACUGUAUAGAGGCUGAGAAAAUAAUCAACCGCUACGAAGCUCUGGCGUCAGACCUGCUGGAGUGGAUUGAGAAGACCAUAGCAGUAAUCAGCAACCAGAAGUUUGCAAACUCUCUGACUGGAGUUCAGCAGCAGCUGCAGGCCUUCACAACCUACUGCACUAUAGAGAAGCCCAUCAAGUUUCAGGAAAAGGGGAAUCUUGAGGUCCUUCUCUUCACCAUCCAAAGCAAACUCAGAGCCAAUAACCAGAAACCCUAUGUGCCUCAUGACGGGAAGCUAAUCUCAGACAUCAACAAGGCCUGGGAGAGGCUUGAAAAAGCAGAGCAUGAAAGGGGUGUGGCUCUACGCAAGGAGCUGAUUCGUCAGGAGAAGCUGGAGCUGUUGGCUCAGCGCUUUGACCACAAAACCACCAUGAGACAAGCAUGGCUCAACGAGAACCAGAGACUUGUUUCUCAGGACAAUUUUGGCUACGACCUGCCAGCAGUUGAGGCAGCAAUGAAGAAACAUGAGGCCAUUGAGGCGGACAUAGCCUCAUAUGAAGAGCGAAUCAGUGUGGUUGUGGAACUUGCUGCCGAGAUGGAAGUGGAAGGAUACUACGACAUCCGACGUAUCUCGGCACGUAAAGAAAAUAUCCUGGGCCAGUGGACUCUGCUGAAGGAGCUGGUGGCCGGCAGGAGGACCCGGCUGGAGAAAAAUCUAGCGCUGCAGAAGACUUUUCAGGAUAUGGUGUACAUGAUCGACUGGAUGGAGGACACACAGGUUCAGCUACUGUCAAAGGACUUUGGGAAGCAUCUUCUGGAGGUGGAUGACUUGUUGCAGAAACACAGCCUGCAGGAAGCUGAUAUUACUGUUCAGGCUGAGAGAGUCGAGAUGCUCAACUCUGCUGCACUUAAAUUCACCACAAUCGAGGGUUACCAACCAUGUGACCCUCAGGUGAUCUGUAACCGUGUCAACCAUGUGUCCUCCUGUCUGGAGGAGCUGAAACAACUGGCAGCUAAAAGGCGUUCUGAGCUGGAGGAGUCAAGACAACUGUGGGCCUUCUUUCAGGAAUUGGAAGAAUCGGAAGCCUGGAUACGGGAAAAAAGCUCCAUCCUGGCAGCUCAGGGUUUUGGGAAGGACCUUAGCAGUGUGCUGAGAUUACUUCAGAAACACAAGACUCUGGCCGGGGAGCUGCUGGCUCAUCGGUCACUGCUGCAGAACACCAUGAAACGAGGGAAGCAGAUUCUUAGUGAGAAGAGCUUUGGCACAGCAGGGAUCCAGGAGCACAUAAUGGCAGUUAAAGGGGAGUGGAAGAGGCUGGAGGACCAGGCCGCGCAGCAUCUUGGCCACCUGCAGGAGGCACUCAACUUCUUCCAGUUCUCCACAGAAACAGAUGAUGUGGCCGCCUGGCUGCAGGACGCUUACCGCCUGGUCUCCAGUGAAGACUUCGGUCACGAUGAGUACUCCACUCAGUCCCUUCUGAAAAAACAUAAAGGAGUUACUGAGGCCAUCGACAAACAUCGUCUUCAUGUGGUGGCGCUGCGCAAGCACGUGGUGGCGCUGCCGUUGCGAUACCGUGAACAGGAGGAGGUGCAGGUGCGUAUGGGAGAGGUGGAGCAGCUGUACACAGAAGUUGCUGAAGUUGCAGUGCUAAGACAGCAGUGGCUUCACGAUGCGCUUGCUGUCUACCGAAUGUUCAGCGAGGUCAAUGCAUGUGAGCUGUGGAUUGAUGAGAAAGAACAGUGGCUGGACAAGAUGGAGAUCCCUGAAAAGCUGGAGGAUGUGGAGGUGGUAGCGCACAGGUUUGAGAGCCUGGACCAGGAGAUGAACAGCCUGAUGGGACGGAUCCUGGAUGUUAAUCUGAUAGUCCAGCAGCUCCUGGAUGGAGCUCAUCCGUCUUCUACUGAAGUCAGGGGCUGUCAGGACCACCUCAACUCCAGGUGGAACAGUAUUGUAGAGCUGGUAGAACAGAAGAAAGAUCAGCUCGACUCCAUGUUACGCCUGCAGAAUUACCUUCUGGAGUGUGCUGAGAUCAAGUCCCAGAUCCAGGACAAGAGAAAAGCCAUUGAUGCCACUCAGUACAUGGGCAGUGAUUUGGGAGGAGUCCUUGCUCUGCAGAGACGCCUCUCUACCAUGGAGGGAGCCCUAUCUGUCCUGGAGCCCAAACUCCUUCAUCUACAGGAGGAGGCAGAGCAUCUGGCCACCGCUCAUCCAGGCCAGGCCAUGGAGAUUCUUGUGCCUUUUGAUGGUAUUAGCGUCGAGUGGGAGGAGCUGAAGCGAACCCUGCAGGGAUGUGAAGACUCACUGAUGGUAGCAAGCAGGCUGCAGAGCUUCAUACAGGACCUUGACUCGUUCCUCACCUGGCUGGUCCAGACCCAGACAGCAGCUGCUUCAGAUCAGCUGCCCAACGAUCUGGAAGAGGCAGAGAAACUCAUCAACAAACACGCUGCUCUUAAGGAAGAGAUUGGACGAUAUGAAGAGGACUAUGAGCGCCUACAAGCCAUGAACGAGCUGCUGGAGUCCGAGGAGGCUCCUCUCCCUCAGGCCGCCCUGCAGCAGUGGCUCCAGAAGCUGGAUGUCGGCUGGAACAAGCUCCUGGAGAUGUGGGAAAGCAGGAGGGAAGUUCUGGUGCAGGCUCACAUUUUUCAUCUGUUCCUACGAGACGUCAAACAGGCAGAAUCUUUUCUCAACAACCAGGAAUCCGCCCUUGCUCAUGUGGAGCUGCCCACCACGGUGGAAACAGUUGAAGCAGCCAUUAAGAAACACAAAGACUUCACCACCACUAUGGAGCUGAACCUGCAUAGGAUCAAAGCUGUGAUAGAGGCAGGAGAAAGUCUGAUCAGCCAAAACAACAUCUACUCUGAACGCAUCAGGGAACGCAUCGACAACCUUGCCAAUAGGGGAAACCAGAACCGGGAGCUGGCCCAGCAGUGGCUGGAAAAACUGAAUGACCAGUGGGAACUUCAGAGGUUUCAUCAGGACUGUCAUGAGCUGGGGGACUGGGUGUAUGAGAAGAUGCUAAUGGCGAGGGACAGCAGCCGAGACGAGACCCAAAAGCUUCACAAGAAAUGGCUGAAGCACCAGGCUUUCAUGGCCGAGCUGGCCCAGAAUAAGGAAUGGCUGGACAAGAUUGAAAAGGAGGGCCAGCAGCUGAUACAGGAGAAGCCAGAGCUCAGCCCGGUGGUCCGGAAGAAGCUGGAGGAGAUCCGGGAGUGCUGGCAGGAUCUUGAAAGUACCACUCAGGCCAGAGCCCGACAGCUUUUUGAAGCCAACAAAGCAGAUCUGCUGGUGCAGAGUUACGAAAGCCUUGACCAGAGACUGGGCCAGCUGGAGGGUCACCUGGCCUAUGUAGACCCAGGACAGGACCUCACCACUGUCAACAAGCAGCUCAAGAAACUGCAGACCAUGGAGACCCAGAUGGAGGAGUGGUAUAAGGAGGUUGGACAACUCCAGGUGCAGGCAGCCUCCAUCCCGCAGCAGACACAGGUCAAGGAGACAGUUGCUGAGCGACAGACUGCUGUGGAGGCCAGGAUGGUGCGUUUGAUCGAGCCACUGAAGGAGAGACGACGCAUUCUUCUGGCGUCUAAGGAAGUUCAUCAAGUCGGACGAGACCUGGAAGAUGAGAUCUUGUGGGUGCAGGAGCGCCUCCCGUUGGCGAUGUCUCAGGAGCAUGGUUCUACUCUGCAGGCUGUACAGCAGCUUAUGAAGAAAAACCAGACACUUCAGAGGGAACUGCAAAGCCACAGGAGUAGAAUUGAAGAUGUCUUGGAGAGGGCAGGGAUCAUUGCUUCCAUACGCAGCCCUGAGGCAGACUGCGUCAGGGCUGGUCAUGACCAACUGGCCCAUCUGUGGGUUCUUCUCUGGACUGAAACCGAGAGGAGGCAACUGGUCCUCGAUGCCAUGUACCAAGCCCAACAGUACUACUUCGACACAGCUGAGGUUGAAGCCUGGCUGAGCGAGCAGGAGCUUCACAUGAUGAAUGAGGAGAAGGGAAAGGACGAGCCCAGCACACUGCAGUUACUGAAGAAGCACUUGGUCCUGGAACAAACCAUUGAGGACUAUGCUGAGACCAUCGGUCUGUUGUCGCAGCAGUGUCGACAGCUGCUGGAGAUGGGCCAUCCAGACUGCGAGCACAUUAGCAAGCGGCAGUCGCAGAUAGACCGUCUGUAUGUGUCUCUGAAGGACCUGGUGGAGGAGAGAAAGAGUCGCCUGGAGCAGCAGUACUGGCUCUAUCAGCUUAACAGGGAGGUGGAUGAACUGGAGCAGUGGAUCGCUCAGAGGGAAGUGGUCGCCAGCUCACCAGAACUAGGUCAAGACUUUGAGCAUGUCACUAUCCUGCAGGAGAAGUUUACAGAGUUUGCAUCCGAGACAGGAAGUGUGGGACAGGAACGUGUGACAGCCGUCAAUCAGAUGGUGGAUGAGCUUAUAGACUACGGCCACUCAGAGGCUGCCACCAUAGCCGAAUGGAAGGACGGGGUGAAUGAGGCAUGGGCUGAUCUGCUGGAGCUCAUGGAGACACGUGGGCAGAUGCUUGCUGCCUCACACCAGCUGCACAAGUUCUUCUCCGACUGCAGAGAGGUUUUGGCCCAGAUCGAGGACAAACAUCGAAGGCUGCCAGAAGUGCGGGCUCGGCAGGGCAGCACUGCCAACACCAGCACCCUGCAAAGACUCCUUCACAGCUUCGAACAGGACAUACAGCUGCUUGUCACACAGGUGCGACAGCUGCAGGAAAGUGCGGCCCAGCUGAGGACGGUGUAUGCCGGGGAGAAGGCUGAAGCUAUCGCGUGUCGGGAGCACGAAGUGAUGCAGUGCUGGAAGGAGCUGCUGACCUCCUGCGAGGAGUGCCGUGUGCAGAUUACUACUGAGACAGACAAGCUGAGGUUCUUUGGUAUGGUCCGAGAUCAGAUCAUGUGGAUGGACUCCAUCAUCUGUCAGAUAGGCACAGGAGAAAAACCCAGGGACGUGUCCUCAGUUGAGGUGCUGAUGAACUAUCACCAGAGCCUGAAAAGUGAAGUUGAAGCUCGCAGUCGGAGCACACUGGAGUGUAUCGAGAUGGGAAAGACUCUGCUGGCUGCUAGAAACCCUGCCUCUGAGGAGAUAAAAGAGAAGCUGGACAAAGUGAUUGCUAAGCAGCAUGAGCUGUCUGAGAAGUGGGAUAAACACUGGGAAGUCCUGCAACAAUUGUUGGAGGUUCAUCAGUUUGCUCAGGAGGCGGUGGUGGCAGAGGCAUGGUUAACUGCUCAGGAGCCGUUCAUCAGCAGCCAGGAGCUGGGCGGGAGUGUAGAUGAGGUGGAGCAGCUCAUUCGUCGACACGAAGCCUUUCGGAAAGCUGCUGCCACCUGGGAGGAGCGAUUCAGCUCACUGCGACGGCUCACCACGGUGGAAAAGUUGAAAGCUGAGCAAAGUAAACUACCCCCAACGCCUCUUCUGGGUCGUAAAGUCUUCCUGGACCCCUUAGAUGCCUCAAACACCCCAGCUACUCUCCCCCGCCUCCCGAUCUCCCCUGUCAUAAGACAAACUAUCUAUGAACAGAAUGAAGCCAGCUCUCCUCCCUCUCCCUCACCUGCCACACCCACACCCUCUCCAUCGUCUGUGGCUCGGAGGCUGGGGUCAACAGUUGCCAACUACACCCCUGUGAUGAAUGGCUCCAGCUAUCGUCACACCCUGGAGGCCCGGCAUGGUAGUGUUGUGGGUGUGGCCGCAGGGCUCGGCCAGCCUGCACCCUCAUCAAUCGCAUCUAUUGCCACGGCAGCCAUGUUAGUCUCAGCCAACCAGAUGCGAGAAAGUGCCAGCACAGCAAGAGAACAGACCACAAAAGUGAUGAGUCACCUCCAACCAGUCCAAGCAAUGAGGGAACUGGGGGUGAAAUCAUCACCGUAUCUACGGCAGCCCAAAAUCAAACACUUGGAUGAUGCUGUGACCCCGCUGCUUGUGGCCAGCCGUCUAGAGAAGGUAAGGGAGAAGGGGAGGGACAGGGACACGAUGAUUGGAGAGAUAGGAACAGAGAGAGCAGAGGUUGCAGUGAUGGCUGAGGUGGUGCUCCAGGAGCCGGGCCGGGAGCGUCUUCACAGUGAGCCCACCAGAGGACCUCGGGGAUCCAGGACUGACAUGUUGGGCCAUGCUGAGCCCCAGGUCCAGACACACACAUAUCACCGGGACCACAGGAUAGAACGGCAGCUGUCCAGCGAGCAGCUGAUCCAGGCACGCAGGGAUGAGCUGCCUCAGGAGGUGUGGAGGGAACAGGCAGAGAGGCGGGAGAAGCGAACAUUGGAGAGGCAAACGUCUAGCGAACAGGAGGGCCAUGGGGGUCACGAAGGCCGGCGGAGAGAGAGGGACAGGCACCGGCUGGAGAGACAGGAGUCUAGUGAGCAUGACACUGGGAGGGAGCACUCAGACCGACGUUCUGGAGGAGGAGAAAAAAGAGCCACCAUGGCAGACAUUGUAGAGCAACUCCGGGAAAGAGAAGCAGCACAGGCUCAUGGUGAGGUCCCCCGUCUACCCAAUGGGUUACCAGAAAAGUCUUCCCGUCCUGACCGGCCUCGAGCUCGAGAUAGACCCAAACCACGACGCAGGCCACGUCCUAAAGAACCAGGAGAGACCACACGCAGGUCCAGGUCUGCUCCAGCCCAGAGCAGCCCGGCAGUCCCACAGCCACCAACACAUACAGCACACCAUGAGGGCUUCCUUUUCCGCAAGCUGGACAUUGAGAGCCUGAAGAAGAGCACCAAUAGCAGGUCAUGGGUCAACCUGUAUUGCGUGCUGAACAAAGGGGAGCUGGGUUUCUACAAGGAUGCCAAGAACACCACCACGUCCUACAACAACGAGCCACUGCUCAACCUCUCCCACUGCCACUGCGACGUCACCAAUGGCUACAAGAAGAAGAAGAAUGUCUUCACACUGAAAACGAAGGAUGGCAGUGAGUUUCUGUUUCAUGCAAAAGAUGAGGACGACCUCAAAGCAUGGGUGACCAACAUCACCACUAGUAUUUCGGAGCAUGAGGAGAUUGCCAAAUGGGGUCAGCCCCAACCAACUACCUCAUCCACUGACGAGGGGACGCGGCGAGAUGGCAGCAAGGCAGACAACAGGUCAGAACGAGGUGGCGAGCGCUCAGACCGGGCUGAUCGAAUCGAGCGUGCAGAAAAAGAGAAGGAGAGAGAGAAAGGAGAACGUUCAGAGAAGUCAGACAAGGGUGGGAAAUCAGAAGCAAAACGCUCUGAAAAAUCCAGCAAGAAAAAAUCAGCAAAUUGACAGAUUGGUUGGAAUUGAAGGGUUUGAAUUCUGGACGGGAGGUGGGGCUGUAGACAAGUGGUGAACGGCCCCCUCUUUCACUCCACCUCCAACACCGUCAACCAAACAGCUAGCUGUGUUUGGAUAAAAAGCAAAGGACUGACCCAGGCUCUGUCAGGACGGACGGGACGGAUUUGAUUUUGGAGCUGGAGACAUCUUUCUUCCUCUCUCUCUUAUGUGUUUCUGUUAGAACACAUGGAAUCACAGGCGCGCCCCCCCAACCCUUCAGAGAACUGCAGGGGGUGGAAUUUUGUGCUGCUGAACUCCAGGCAGCGUUGACGAGAGAGGGACGUGCAUCACGUUAAUUCGAAGGCUGUUACUGAUUGCUGGUAGCGCGGUAAAUUGUAGCUCAUACCGUUCCAUGUUGGGUUUUUCUAUGAGAUGAGCUAUACCUAUAUGUAAUUCCUAUCUGUCUGUCCUAUCAACUGUAUCUAUCUGUCUGUAAGUCGAGACAUCCUGCACUAUGUGUUAUUACUCAUCAGAAAUCAAAAGAGAAUGAAAUAAUGCCAAAAUGUUUUACAGAAAAAGGUACAAUUUCUUUUUGUAACUGUUCUCUUCACUUUAUCCCAUCUUUCUUGAGGUCCUGCCAUGAAAAAAUGUGGAAUUUAACCAUUUUUUUUUAACAUUUCCAAGCAGCACCAUCAAAGUCUCAGUGGUUGAAUCAAUCUUGAAAGUUGAUGGGUUGAUACAAGAGAAGAGUAGACGAGGAACUUCUAAACUUAAAGGAAAUUGAGAAAAUUGUGAAAAUCCAAAAGAGAAGCACCUAAACAUUAUAAAGGGUCAUGAUAAAUCUGUUAAUUAAAUCACAUUUCUGUUGAAAUUCAUGUAAACAGAUUGGAUUUCCUUCCUUCCUGUAGGAUGUAUUUAGCAGAUUUUUGCAGGUUGGUGGUUUUCAUGUGAGACAGAUGUUCUCUUCAUGCAUCAGACGUCUGUGACAGCUGUGCUUUUGGCUCAGUGGUCAGAAGAGAUAAGAACUCUGGUUCCCAGGGCCUUAUUCAUUAAAAUGUUUUUUUUCUUCUGCUUCUUUAAGAAAGUAAACACUAAGAUUUACAUUUUGAUAUCUCUAACUAAAUACUUGAAAUAACAUCACCUGCUUGUUUUACCACAAAAUCACUUUAGCAUUAAUCGCGUUUGGCUUAGGUCAUAAGCACAAAAUUAGCAUCUGGCAUGUUUUUAAUGAAUGAGGCCUUUAGGGCUGGAAACAGGCCUCCUCUACUCUUUUAUUCUCUUGCAACGUCAAACUACUGGUUGGAUAUUCUCUUUGAUUUAUUCACAAAUCUGUUGCAUCUGUGUUUUCUACAGAAUCUAGAAAAUCUUGUGACAAUAUACACAAGUGUAUGUGUGUGUGCGCUGCUGCUCUCUGCUCCAGGGCCUCCAUAGCUCUCAGGUUAUUUAUGUUGGUGUAUGCUUAUUGUGUGCUUCACACAUAAUGUUUGUCCCCUCAUAUGUCACCUCAGUCUUCCAGAUACAUUCAAUCCAUAACUUAGAUCUACACAAAUGCAUAUAUUUUUACUUCUAUCUUUGUGAAGACCGUUAUUAUACACCGUAAAAUCACAAAUAAAAUACCUAACCUCGACUUUGAACCUGAUUCUUAGACAAACCCUAAAACCAAAUCAAAACCUUCAAACAGCUCCUUGAAGGUCAGUCCUAAACAAAUCAAAGAUGGGCAUACAGUUUAACACACGCUCACACAGAACUCAUCAGAUUUAAGAUGUUGGAGGUUAUAAACAUGCUAAAUAAAUGGAAAAGGUCAUAAAAAAAAAACAAAAAGUGAGAAUGAUGAAAUAUUUGGUGUAAGUUGUGAGAUUGCAUGUCUUGCUUGGAGAGGAAUCGCUUGUUUAAAGAAGCUCGGCUUUGCAGCCCACUGAUUCUGCAUCUACUCGUCAGCUUAUGUUUCAUUUCCUGUAAACUCAUCACAAAGCCAUAAACAACAUGGAAACAAGAGUAAGAACUGUCAAGAGUCUGGCUGGCUAAUUGUGUUUGAGAAUAUUGUGAGGCUGUGGGUAAAUCUGGUCCGACAGCAUUAAAAAUCCUUUUAUAAUAUAUUUCAGGUAUAAAAGCUCUUUUAUGUUCACUGCUGCUGUAUGUUCAUUGCAGUUCUGGGAUUUUGGAAUUUUCUUUCCCUGUUAACAUCACACUGAAAUGAAUUUGUUUGUAAAAAUAUCUGCUCUUGAAAUCUCUUAUUUCACUUUUUUUUAACGAUCAGAAAACAAAAGGGUUAGACUUGAAUUUUUAAUUCCUUAAUAGCUUUGCAUUUAAUCACAGUCUCAUGUGCCGCAUGGGAGGCGGUCCAGCAAAGUCCCGGAGAAACGUUUUAGGAAGUUCUGGGAAAUAUACUGGCAGGGGUUAAACACACCCAUUGACAGCAACAUGACAGAGUUUAUUUGUAUUUUGCAAGUGUUUUUCAAUUUUACAUGAGUAAAUAUUCUGUGUAACUCCUCCAUCUCUAUUUAACUACAAGACCCAGCUUGAAUAGCACAUUAGAUUGAAACUUUUUUGGGGUUAAUGGCUUUAACUAAAACAGUAACUGUUUAUAGUUUCAAGACUUCGGUGGAUGUUUCUUUACUUGUUCCCUUCAUUGUCCUGUUGUCAGGAACAGGGCUGAGGCUGCUAGCCAAUCACACUAUUAUUUCUUUGAAUUAUAAUACACAGAAAUUACUUUUAGCUGCAAACAGAAACGUGAUUUCAGUUGGACUUUAAAUGUAUAAUUUAUAAUAUUCAGUUUUGCUUUCUGAACAAGCAAUUUCAAAAACUGUGAAGCCCAAUCACCCCUCUCAGAAUUUCUCAAAUAUCUUUUUUGGAAAUAGAAGGUUGAUUAUUAGAUUGUUGCAAUAAGGUUAUCAGCUAACACUGAUUUUUAAAAAAGUUUUUUUUUUAUUAAUAUCUUAAAAUUCUCUCUUUUAAAUCUCUUUGUGUAUCAUAAAACUGUCUUGCAAUGUCUUAACUUUUUUUCCCCUUUUUUAAAUUCCUUUUUUUUUGCAUUUUGCCUUUAGUUGUGAAUGCCGAAUCAAUGCAAUCAUUUUCAUGCAUGCUGGGCACAAACACAGCCGGAAUUCAGAAUGAGCAUAAAUUAAACAUAGAGAGUCACACAGAGCAGUAAUUUACAGGCAGAUUAGGAGUCGAACAGCAUAAUAAACAUUUUUUGUUGCUGUUUUAAUACACACAAGACAAAACAGCAGGGUAAACCUAACAGAUAAUUAAACUAUUUUACAGUGCUGAAACCAGAAGACAGUCAGCAUUUUCAGAUUUGAUUAAAAUAUCUUGAACUUGUUUGGAUGAGUGUACAGGUGCCCUGCCUGUUUGUGUGUCUCUGCUGUCUUGUUAACAUUGACCUCAGCCUGUCAGCCCAGAUAAAAUAAAUAAAAACACCUUUGGGUUUGUCUUUAA
This is a messenger RNA of Melanotaenia boesemani (Boeseman's rainbowfish), 11943 nucleotides long. Its product is annotated as spectrin beta chain, non-erythrocytic 1-like. Gene Ontology annotation, biological process: actin cytoskeleton organization. The transcript has 44 exons. NCBI's taxonomy places the organism in Eukaryota, Metazoa, Chordata, Actinopteri, Atheriniformes, Melanotaeniidae. Gene Ontology annotation, molecular function: phospholipid binding; actin filament binding; structural constituent of cytoskeleton. The record is from RefSeq and is a predicted model, not a curated record. Gene Ontology annotation, cellular component: cell projection; spectrin; cell junction. Bases 409 to 8517 code for a protein of 2702 amino acids.